UUAUUAUCAAUAAAUACACAAUAUCGUAUAAUAUGCGGUUCGGAACUUGGACCGUCAAAUCGACCGAUUUUUAUAUGCGCGGGCUCGCCGGUUUUGCCGGCCCGACAACCGGCACGGGUAGUAAAUGUCCGUCAGUUCAGUGUUCACGAUGCCGGACACGGUUCGCCAGGCGCCGAUUUCCGGCGAUCGUUAUUACAACCCGCGCGGCGGAGACACGCCGGGCUUCGGCUCUACUCCGUCGCCGACCGUCUCGCCGUCGAACAGUUUCAAACGUUCCAAGUCCUCGACGUUCUACCUGCUGGACAGGCGUACGUCCCCGCCGCCGGGUCGCCUGCUCGAGCCCCAGAACGUAAUAGCCGCCACCGAACGGUCGGCCGCGUCCUUCUUCUGGGGCCUGAUCAAGGCGAUCGUCGGGCUACGGUGGGUCGGCGUCCUACUGUUCCGCGUCCCGUCCAUGUGGCUGCGCUUCGGCAUGCGAUCGGCCUGGUCGUGCACCCGCAUACCGUUCGUCACGGCCAGAGUGGCGUUGAGGUUGACGGUACACCGACGGCAGCGUCGACACCGGACCGUGCUGAUAAGCGGCGCGAGCACCGUACAAGCGCUGCACAUGGCCAGAAACUUUUAUCAAACGGGGGCCCGGGUGAUCGUUUGCGAGAUCGACGGUCGCGCGGAGCUGACGUCGUUCUCGGUAGCGGCCGACGGCUAUUACACCGUUCCCCGACCCACCGAGGAUAGCUGUGUCCAGUACGUGGACGCCCUGAGGAAGAUCGUCGAGAAGGAACGCGUCAGUUUUUACGUGCCCACCGGCACCACGGUGUCAUCGUAUCACGAAGCGGUCGCCAAGUCUCAUCUGGAACUGUUGGGGUGCCGGUGCCACACGCCCGGGCUGGAUGCCAUGUCGGUGCUCGGGGACCUGUCCGAGGUGUUCCGGCAGUGCAACACCCACGGGCUGCCGGUGCCCAAACAUUUGACGGUGUGUUCCAAGGAAGACAUCGUAAAACUAUACGACAACGUACAAUUCCGGGCCGACAGGCAUUUCAUCGUCAACGUCGGGCUGUCCGGUUGCAAGUCCCGGCACAGCUUGCAGCUGCCGGCCGACAGGAAGUCACUGAAGUUGCCCGGCCCGGUGUCUGACGACAGCCCGUGGCUGCUGGUGCAAAAUUGUCCAGGUACGUACUACACGACGUGCACAACCGUCCUGGACGGGAUGGUCAUCGGCAACGUGACGUGUAGGCGCGGUAACAGCAGCGUUCAUGCCGUCACGCCGAACCAAUUGGUAGACGACUGGGUAACCCGUUUCGUCGGCACGUUGCCGUUCGCUUUUGACGGCAUUCUGAUGUUUAGCGUUUGCGUAUCGCCCUCCAGGAAGGUGAUACCGAUGGGGUGCCACGUUGGUGUGCCGGUGUCGUACACGUCCUACACGAGCAAUCUCGAACGGAUAUUGUAUCCAACGCCGCCGCAUCGCAUAUGCUACGAACCCGAAAUCGAAAUCACCGAGAGGUAUUACGCGAUGGAAUUGGCGUACGAAACCGUCACCCGGAUGACCACCGCGGCCGGCCAAUCGAUCAAACAGUUUUUACACACCGUGCUGACGAAAAGCGAAAUGGUCUUUGCCUAUUGGGACCCGCUGCCGUAUUUCGUUUACUACAACUUACAAAUACCUAUCGAUUACGUAAAUAAUAUAUUGGAUAAGGUAAUGUUAUCGUGCCAGAAAAACAAGUACACUACGUUUCAAUAGGUAAAAAACACACAUGUAUAAAUACACCGAGAGGUUAAUAGGCCAAAAGGCAAAUGUUAUAAGUCCACCGUGUCGUUCUCCUGAAAUCGUUUUACGAGUCCGUUGGGUAUAAAGGUACUGGGUCGACUUUCCGAACCAACCGAAUAGGUAUUACGAGUCUAAAACUAUAAUAUUACCGUACCUAUAUUUUAUUUUCAACUGUAGAUGCGGUUUUCUUUCACAAAUAUCACAAUUCCUACUUUGGGACACGAUACUCGUUCAAAACAAUAGUAAUAAACCUCGAUUCGAAUAUAACUUGUUUUUUACGCGAAGAACCCGUUGUAAAUGAUGAGGAAAUUUCAACGAAAUCAAUAGAUGCCGAAUAAUAUUGUUAGGAUAUCCGUAAAAAUAGUCGGUGUAAGUCAAUACCGUAAAAAAAAAAAAAAACUUAAAUGGCGAGUCAUAUUAUCAAUUACAAAAAGUAAAAAAGGAACCAAAAAGUGAUACCUAAAUGAUGAACGUGUUUUAUAAUAGCUGUAAAACGAAAAAAACUACAAUUGUUCCUUAAACACGAUCUUAGCGGUAUUUUAAAAUUUUUUUUAAAAAACAACCCUAAUGCUGUAGAAUGUGCUAUUUGUACUGGCAUAGAGGAUUCCCGUUUCGGCCAAAAUCUAUUUUGUAAAGAGACGUUUCCACCAAAUAUUGUUUGGGAACCGCGCACCUAAAGUUAGAGGUACCUUGCAGUGAUAGUAAUAGAAUUCGUUACAGUCAAUAAUAGUCAUUAAUAAAACAAUAAAAUUAGUUUUAAAAAAAAAAAAUCAAAUAAUAUCCAUUGUAUUUAAAUAUUUCAAAAGGUCAAAGUAAAAUAAUACCCAAUAGAAGUAAUAUUGAUAAAUCAUUUGGUAUAGUAAUAAUACGAGUAGUAUUAUAAAUCGGUACAUUCAAUAAAUAUAAUUAAUAUUGUAAAAGUUUAAAAAAUCGCAUAAUUGAAUGAAACCGUUUUAACAACCUUCUAAUUAUACUAAUUUCAAUCGAUUUUUUUUUUUUACAAUAUUGCUUCUUCGGUAGUUUUUAAUCUCUUUAAAACUUUUGCUCUUGGCAAUAUUUUUUAUAUUAUUAUUAAAUUAUCAAUUAAAUGAUAUUGAUUUGUCACAAUAAGUUACAUUAAACUAUAUUAAUCUAUGUAUAGAUGCUGUACGUUACAGCAAUAUAAAUUAAAAUCGUUGGUUUCCAAAAUUUUUUUUGGGCGGAAACGGGAAUCGUAUCACUUUUUGUUUUUGGCGGAAAAAAGCUGUGACGGAAUCGGCCAAUGUUAUUUUGACGGAAACGGGAAUCCCCUUUGCGCGACAUAAUAUUAUACAAUUUUUUUGGCCUCUUACAUCAUUGAUAACCGUAAUUUUAAUAAUAAGUACGUAACCAAUAUGUAUAUUGUAUAAAACAUUAAUUUAUUUUAGUUUAUAUUAUUUAUUGUAUAUAAAAAUCGAUACACGAUUUCGAUAUAUUAUAGUAACUAUCUUUUGUUUUUCUUUUUUUUAAGCCAG
Cinara cedri is the source of this 3258-nucleotide messenger RNA. The record is from the annotation of a GenBank genome assembly. Lineage: Eukaryota; Metazoa; Arthropoda; Insecta; Hemiptera; Aphididae.